Micropterus dolomieu (smallmouth bass) is the source of this 2466-nucleotide messenger RNA. RefSeq names its product medium-chain acyl-CoA ligase ACSF2, mitochondrial-like. NCBI's taxonomy places the organism in Eukaryota, Metazoa, Chordata, Actinopteri, Centrarchiformes, Centrarchidae. Gene Ontology annotation, biological process: fatty acid metabolic process. The record is from RefSeq and is a predicted model, not a curated record. The transcript is spliced from 16 exons. Gene Ontology annotation, molecular function: medium-chain fatty acid-CoA ligase activity. Bases 179 to 2020 code for a protein of 613 amino acids.
GGAUCAAGGUCCGAGCAGGGAGCGGCAAACCAUUAAAAGGGGCAGUUUUCUGUUCACUGUCAGUGUGGUUCUUUCCUGCAGUGCACAGGAGUGGAUCCGAAGAGGUUCUCUCUCCACUGAACCAGAACACCAGCUCGACUUUAGUGCGGAGAGGGGCGCGGUGAGCUGCAGCGGCACAAUGAUCCCCACGAUUGCGUUAUGCUCCCAGUCUCUUCGGAACAACUGUGUUUUUCCCAGAGCUUUAAAAGUUUUGCAGAGACCAUGGACUGGUCAUCCCGGAUUACCUGCAGCAAGUCGCGGCAUACAUGUGGACUCUCCGCCUGUUAUCCCAACUCUCACUACCAGCUAUGCCCACGGCACGUCUUCCACAUCUUUGCUCCACUCUACAAUAGCAGAGACCCUGCAGAACACUGUGGAGCGCUGGCCUGACAGAGAGGCCGUGGUCUUUGUAGAAGAUGGAGUCCGCAAGACCUUUGCACAGUUUAAUCAGGAUGUGGAUCAAGCUGCAGCCGGGCUGCUGGCGCUUGGACUGCAGAAAGGAGACAGGCUGGGCAUGUGGGGACCCAACACUUAUGAAUGGAUCCUGUUCCAGUUUGCAACAGCCAAAGCUGGCGUUAUAUUGGUGUCUGUGAACCCAGCGUACCAACUGCAGGAGGUGGAGUUUGCGUUGCGGAAGGUUGGGUGUAAAGCUAUAGUGUGCCCUGCGCAGUUUAAGACUCAGAAGUACUGCGACAUGCUGAGGCAGAUCUGUCCAGAGAUCGAGUCGUCGGCCCCAGGAGACAUCAAGAGUGCCAGACUCCCAGACCUCCGCUCUGUGAUUGUUCUGGAUAGCCGACAACCAGGAAUGCUUCAUUUUGAUGACGUGAUGCAGGCAGGGAGCAGCCAGUACAUGCAGCAGCUUCAGGAUCUGCAGAAGAAGCUCUCCUUUGACGACCCGAUAAACAUCCAGUUCACUUCGGGCACAACUGGGGCUCCAAAGGGUGCCACCUUGUCUCAUCACAACAUGAUCAACAAUGCCUACUUUGUCGGCAAAAGAGUGGGAUACACCUGGAGGCCUCACACUCGUGUCUGUCUACCCGUGCCUCUGUACCACUGCUUUGGCUCUGUGGGCGGCGGGCUCUGUAUGGCCGUGCAUGGCGUCUCCCUGGUCUUUCCCUCUGCUGGGUACAAUGGAAAGGCCAACAUAGCAGCACUGGAGAGUGAAAGGUGCACCUUCAUCUACGGCACCCCGACCAUGUAUGUUGAUAUGAUUAACCAGCCGGACUUGGCAAAAUACGACUUGUCCUCCGUUGAGGCAGGCAUCAUGGCUGGUUCCCCUUGUCCUCCAGAACUUGUGAAGAAGGUCAUUUCUGUAAUGGGCGUCAAGGGAAUAACAAUUGGAUACGGCACCACAGAGAACAGCCCCGUGACGUUCUGUGCGUCUCCGACAGACAACCUGGAGAGGAAGUCGGAGACCGUCGGCUUCAUCAUGGACCACUUAGAGGCUAAAAUAGUGAACCCUACAACAGGGGAAGUGCUCCCUCUGGGGAUGAUGGGGGAGAUCAUGAUCAGAGGCUACUGUGUGAUGUUGGAGUACUGGGGGGAUCCGGCCAAAACACAAGAGUGCAUCACUAAAGAAGGCUGGUACAAAACUGGAGACAUUGGCAGCAUUGAUACGUACGGCUACUGCCGAAUCGAGGGCAGGAUUAAAGACAUGAUCAUCAGAGGUGGAGAGAACGUUUACCCGGCUGAGAUUGAACAGUUCCUGCACACACACCCCAAAGUCAUGGAGGCACAGGUGGUGGGAGUCGAGGAUGUCCGUAUGGGUGAAGAGGUCUGCGCCUGUAUCAAACUGGUAGACGGGCAGGACUGCACUGCAGAAGAAAUCAAGGCUUACUGCAAGGGGCAGAUCGCUCACUUCAAGAUUCCUCGCUACGUACUUUUUGUCACCAGCUACCCGCUCACUGUUACCGGAAAGAUCCAGAAGCACAAACUACGCGAUGUUGCUGAGAAGCAGCUGGGACUGAAGAAGGGAAAAUGAGAGAGCCUGCUCGUGUACGGAGAGAAUUCAAUGACUGUUUAUCGUGUACCACAAACACCAAUGGAGAUUACAUUACCCAGAUAUCAGAACAUCUUAAAACAUCUUGAGAAAUAAUAACACACAGCCUUACAGUGAGACGUGUGAUGGCUGGGCAUGAAGCGACCAAAUGUUUACGACCAAAUGUUUAUCCUCCUGUAACCGACAGUUAAAGGCAUAAGCAGUAGAGUAGAGUCAUACUGUAAAUCUCCCACAGAAAGACUAAAAUCAAACAACUGAUCCUGCUAACAAGUAUUAUAUGUGCGUACAAAAACACAAACCACUGUUGAACUGGGUGACGAGCUGCUUCAUUACCAUAAACCACUACCUCCAAUUACUAGAGCUGCAACGAUUAAUCAAUUAGUUGUCAACUAUAAAAUUACUUGCCAUCUGUUUUGAUUAUCGAUUAA